Messenger RNA from Mycena citricolor, 541 nucleotides. The record is from the annotation of a GenBank genome assembly. NCBI's taxonomy places the organism in Eukaryota, Fungi, Basidiomycota, Agaricomycetes, Agaricales, Mycenaceae.
CAUAAUUCGUUUGAUCCGGUUGCACGCGGUUUGAUCCGAUGUUCCGUAUCAUUCCGCAUGUAUUUGUGCAGUCUCUCGUUUGACCCUCAUUCCAUCGUUUAUGCUUUGUUCCUUCACGUGUUAUGACUUUGGAUUGUGGCCAACGAAACACGAAGCGGCGUGAGCCGCCCUCGAGGAGAUCGAGACCACCGGGAAAUUGGUCAUCAAUAGACUGCCUGCGUACACGUUUGAUGGGCAAUUGAUGGAGCCAGAAGAGUACAUGAGCCUGUUGCCGGGUGCCACCGUUGCGCUGACGUUUGAAUUGACGCACUGGGCGUUCAAAGAACACAAGCGCGACCACUUCACAGCGAACAUCGUCAAAAUAUGUGUCAUUGAAGAACGACGCCAGCUCGCUGUGUCUCCGAAAAAGCGCCGCUGGGCUGUGAAAGUCGACUUGGGUUCCAGCCCUGCCAAGAAGACCCGCUCAAAAUGAGGGGUGCAUACAAAUCAUUGUAAUUGUAUCGUUUCUAUUGUAACUUGUGACUGCUAUUGAGUUGGUGCU